GACGCGUCGUGAUCCGGUGUAGAGAGCUCGCCCCGUGAAAUGUCAAGAAAAUGGACGGCAACGCUAACCGCCCCCGAAAAACGAGUGCUCAAAUAAUAAGCGAAGCCCGCGAGGCCGUCGUCGUCGUCCUCCAGUCGCAAAGGAUGGAGUCGGGCACGUCGCCGGCGGUGAGGCCGCUCCAGACCAGGAGGCCGUUCACGCCGCGUGCCAACGAACGACACCUCUUUGGCGGUACGCGGGGACGCGACGAUCGACCCGCGAGCUCGUUCAGCCUGCGGUACCUGCGGCACGAGUUCGCGGGUCACCAUUUCCUCAAAAAGUCGGCCGCCAAGCGAACCGUUGGCGACGGCGUCUUCAACAUCGGCGUGAAGGAGUCGUGUAAGGUACGUCUGCCGUCGCUGGAGGAGACCGGGUCGUUGAGCAAACGCAAAAUUUUCAAAAACACGUCGCUAGAGAAACUGCCCGAGGAGGGGGACGCUACGACGAUGCCGUGCGUCGUGCAAAGGAACGCGUUCAGCUCGCCCAAAGAACGUACCGAUUUCGACGAAUCGGAACGGGGCGGCAUCCUGCUCGGGCCUCAGAACCUCACCAAGAUCUUUGACAAUCGGUACAUCGUCGAAAACUCGGAGAGGCUGUUCAGCAGUCCGCCUUUGCGGGGAGACACCGUGGAAGAAGUGCUCGCACGUCUGGACGCCGUCGACGCCCGACAAACCGAUCUCGUACGGGACCUUUUGAACGAGCUCUACGGGUCGAUGGAGAAAGAGGGCCUGGUCGGCAGCAAAACGAACCCGAAAAUCAAAAUAGGCAUCCUCAAAGGACUGUACAAGUUUGUCGAGUCGCGCGACGACGAGGUCCUCACCGAUAUCGCGAGGGUGAUUUUGGCGUUGAACGUAACCGGGAGCAAUUUGAGCGGCGUGUGCAAGCUCAUCUUUAAGAUAUCGAAAAACGACAAAAACGACCGCCUGUUCCUCGAAAACAACCUGCUCGAGUUGUUCGUGGACGCGUUAGGAAGAUCGACGCCCGUCGACGACGCCGAGGCGUGCGUGUAUGCCUACGGCGCAGUUAAAUUUCUCACGAUGAACGCGACCAUCCUCGGAAAGAUGCUCGCACUAGGAAUCCUCCCGCUGAUGGUGCUCCACCUGAAGAUCGUUAACGAUGCGAAAGAAGAUAGACAACACUUUCCGACCAAGACCAACCACGUCCUGUUCCAGCUCACGGGAGCGUUGAGGAACGUGCUAGCGGACGAAGACGCUUUCGAAGGUUUCGUAGCGUGCGGCACCGUCGGUCACCUGUGCCACGCCCUCGAGCUCUUCGACGAUGAUGUCGACAUCGUCACCAACGUCGCGCGUAUCUUGAGUACGGCGUCGACCCGCGACGACUGCUGCGACGCGUUGAACGGCACCGAGAACCUCUACAAAGUGACGGUGAAGUUGCUGCGAGGGCACGCGCAAAACGAAGAUAUAGUGGUGAGGCUGACGUACAUCUUGGGCAACUUGGUGGCGAGGAUCGAUCGAGCUAGGAUCGAAUUCUUUGACGAACCGGGUUCGAUCGACGGCCUGGUGAACCUGUGGCGAGUCUACCUCGAGAGGACGCUCCAGUUGUGCUCGUUGACGGUCGAGAACGGGAGCAUCGUCAACUCGAACAGCGAGGACGUCAUGAUAAAAGUGAUCAGGGUGAUCGCGAACGUCGUCAUCAACCCGACGAUAGGGAAACGGACCAACGAAACGUACGGGCCCGUGUUGAUCGACGAGUUCUUGAAGGUGCUCAUCAGUAACCCGUUUAAAAAGAACAGCGAGCUGGUCCGAUCGGUACUGAGCACGCUCAACAACCUCUCCUACUAUUACUCGAGCGAUACAGAAGGGGACGCAUUUCACGUCAAGCAGAUGGAAAUAGUGGAGGCGAUAGUGGAAUACGCUACAGGAGAAAACGACGAGUGCGUAGUCGAAACCAUGAGGAUUUUGGGUAAUCUGUCGCGAUCCAAGACCACCAGGAGUUACAUCGCAGAGACGUCGAUAUUCGAUACGUUGAUGGGGUUGCUCGACGUCGCCGACGUCGCCCUCCUCAAGACCGUCGUCGGCGUGUUCGUUAAUCUAAUGUCGGACACGAGGUGUCGCCAGCAGUUCAAGGAAGGAGGCGGCGUUGCCAAGUUGCAACGCGUUCUGAAAGCGUACUGCGCGGCCGACUGGAAUUUGGGCACGUUGGUGUGCCAAGUGCUGUGGAACUACUCGAUAGACACGGUGGACCUGUACGAAACGAUGGGCGAGACGGAACUCAACGACCUUCUGCUGGUACUGGCGGAGUUUUUGGACGAGGAAAAGUUGUUCGGCGCGGCCUGCGACGAGACGGAGAUGCUCCUCACCCCGGAGUACCUGCUGUGGGAGGAGUUCGCGGGAGUAGCGACCAAUUUGUUGGAGAAGAUCGAAUACUUUUUGGACACGUUCGAUCAAAUACAGGUGGCGGACCAUGAGAAUGUGAAAAGUGGCGGCGACGGCGGCGGAAACGUCACUUUCGCCGCGUGGCAGAUGUAAAAAUAGAGGAAGGAAAUGUUUGAUUUAGUUUGCCUAUUCGUAAAUAUUAAGUAUAUAGCGAUAUAUACUACUACUAUACUAUAUUACUACUACCGUGCUUCGCCUUCAGGAUGCAAAAAAACGGUUUUUUAAUUAUUAGCCGGAUUAAAUUAUGGUACGCUACUGAUUUUUUAAAGAUCCAAUGAUUUUGAUCAAUGAGACUGUUUUGUUCUUUCCGACUUUUUUGUAUUCAAGAUAAAAAUUCAAAACCAUUCCUUAAAAAUGAAUGAAAAGUUGUCACCUUGGAUUCAGAAAACAAAUCAAGUUGUGACACAUGUUUUUUUUUUCUGCAAAAUACACCCUUAAAAUGUUUAUAUUGAAUUUUAAAAGACCCUGUUAGUUGUUUUUUUUUUCAUUGAGUGUAGCCACUCAUUCUACUAGUGCGUCGAAGAUAAGAAUGCACCAGUAUCUUAUCUAUACGAGGUCGGUGCGAUCAAAGAAAGGUUGCAUACUUUACAUAAUGUAAAGAGAGAAAAAGAGAUCCAAAGACAGGCAAGAUUUAGAGAAGUAAUUAAAUCACUGAUUAACAAACUAAGGGUAAAGAAGAAAUCCAAAGUGUUGGUUAUUAUCAACAGCAGUCACAUUUAAACAUAAUUUUUUCAAAAAAACUUUCAAAGACUAUUUUAUUCUCUACUAUUUACAAAUCUUCUGGAUUCCGCCUGAUGUGGUAAUCGCCAUCGGAACCUCGUAAAGCCAUUUAAUUGAUUUUCUCAUAGCAGAUUUAGAUAUAUAACAACGAUUAUUUUAAUAGUUUUUGAAAUGGUGUUCGUGAUGUAAUGCAAUUUUUCUCAGGAAGGAAAACGGUAAGUUAAAGGGUUUCAUGCAAUAAGCAUAACUAUCUAUAAAUGGAAAUGGAAAUGGAAAUUUAUCACAUACAAUGUCCAAAAGAAUCAACGAAAAUGUCACUACGGUUAAAAAAAAUAAUCAAAUUGAUGGUGACGACCUCUCGGCACUGCCUGCAUUCUUUCGUCUGGCUUCAUCGGUGGAGAUUCUCGUUAUGAUUUUGGGCCGAUAACGCAUAUCGAACUUUUAGACGAUUUAUUUUAUAAUUUAACAAUGUUCGUUUACAUUUUAUUCUAAGGUACCCUUGUAACGAUAACGAAAAGUAAUAAAUGAAUUAAUUACGUUG
Molecule: messenger RNA, 3696 nt
Organism: Cylas formicarius (sweet potato weevil)
Lineage: Eukaryota; Metazoa; Arthropoda; Insecta; Coleoptera; Brentidae
Product: armadillo repeat-containing protein 2
Exons: 1
Coding region: 51-2528 (825 amino acids)
Biological process (GO): cilium organization
Source: RefSeq, a predicted model, not a curated record